Dioscorea cayenensis subsp. rotundata (Guinea yam) is the source of this 2283-nucleotide messenger RNA. Its product is annotated as probable receptor-like protein kinase At2g42960. Gene Ontology annotation, biological process: protein phosphorylation. The record is from RefSeq and is a predicted model, not a curated record. The coding region runs from base 439 to 1977 and encodes 512 amino acids. Gene Ontology annotation, molecular function: protein kinase activity; ATP binding. NCBI's taxonomy places the organism in Eukaryota, Viridiplantae, Streptophyta, Magnoliopsida, Dioscoreales, Dioscoreaceae. The transcript has 8 exons.
UGUGAUGGAUGGUCACCACCAACCAUUGAUAACUCCAUCUCUUCUUCCCAACCUCCCUCUCUUUCUCUCUCAAAGCUCCUCCAUUUCUCUUCUCUUUGAGUUCCAUUCCCACAUGUCCCAUCUCUCUUACCUUCUCCAACCAAAAAGCUCACACCUUUCCUCACUCUCACCUUCAACCUCAAGGUCUGGAUUCCAGAGAACCAGCUGCCGCGGCGCCGUCAGAGAGCUGCCCCAGAGCUUAGACACAGGGCCCCAUUCGCCACCAACCAUAUAUACUCUUUCAGAUUCUUUUGACUGCUGUUCAUAUAGAGGAAAUGGCCUUGUAGCUUCUCUUCAUUGGUGCUGUUGAGUGGGUAUAAGGGGAGGAAGGAAGGAUUUGGCUUUCUGGGGAGAUUGGUCUUUUGAUUUGAAGCCAGUCUGAAUCCUUUCUUCAGAAAAAUGUCAUCUCCGGAAGGCUCUCUGAAUGAACAUUUAUCCGGAAGAACAUCCAUUUUUGGUCUCAAGGUGUGGGUUUUGAUCGGGAUAUCUGUCGGUGUGUUCAUGCUGUGUAUACUCUUGAUAUUAGUCAUAUAUGUUAAUGCUCGGACUAAGAAAAAGCUAAGAAGAUCUCGGAACAAACUUCCUGUCUACCAAAUUCCCAUUUUCUCAAAGGAAAUCAAGGAAGUGAAAGUGGAACAACAAUUUUCACCUAAUGACUUUGUGGCACAUGAGGGGAUUCUUCUUGCAAUUCAAGAGAAAUCCAAUGUAAAGGAUUCUGAUAAGGUCAUGCUCCAUUUGGGAUAUGCAGAUGAGAAGAGUCACUCGGGUUCAUUUUGUCACACAGAAAAAGAAUUUGGUUCUCAAUCCGGGGAUGAAGGGAGUUCAGGGAAGGUAACUUAUCACCGGCUGUCUGAUUCUCAUUCCAUAGCUGGCCCUUCGCCUUUGACCGGCCUUCCAGAGCUCUCUCACCUUGGAUGGGGCCACUGGUUCACUUUGAGGGACCUAGAAACUGCCACAAAUCGAUUUGCAAAGGAAAAUAUUAUUGGGGAGGGUGGUUAUGGGGUUGUUUAUCGUGGUCAAUUGAUCAAUGGAACCUCUGUGGCCAUCAAGAAGCUACUCAAUAAUCUAGGACAAGCAGAGAAGGAAUUCAGAGUAGAAGUUGAGGCUAUCGGUCAUGUCCGCCACAAAAAUUUAGUUCGUCUUCUAGGAUACUGUAUAGAAGGAACUCAGAGGAUGCUAGUUUAUGAGUAUGUUAGCAAUGGAAAUUUAGAAGAAUGGCUUCAUGGAGCACAACGGGAUCAGCGUUCUCUCACCUGGGAAGCUCGUAUGAAGAUUCUUAUCAGCACAGCUAAGGCUCUCGCUUAUUUACACGAAUGCAUUGAGCCAAAAGUGGUGCAUAGAGACAUCAAAUCAAGCAAUAUAUUGAUUGAUGAUGAUUUCAAUGCCAAGGUAUCAGACUUUGGUUUAGCCAAGCUGUUGGGUGCCGGUAAAAGCCAUAUCACCACCAGAGUUAUGGGGACAUUUGGUUAUGUGGCACCUGAAUAUGCAAACACUGGACUUCUUAAUGAGAAGAGUGACAUUUACAGCUUCGGAGUUGUUCUUUUGGAGGCUAUUUCUGGGAGAGAUCCAGUAGAUUAUGCCCGUGCUGUGCAGGAGGUGAAUCUGGUUGACUGGCUUAAGAUGAUGGUUGGGAACAAGCGUUCGGAAGAAGUAGUAGAUCCUUACUUGGUGCCAAGACCGUCGAUAAGGGCUCUCAAGCGCGCCCUUCUGACUGCUUUGAGGUGUGUUGAUCCAGAUUCAGAGAAGAGACCGAAUAUGGGUCAGGUUGUCAGAAUGCUUGAAUCUGAUGACUCAAUGCCACGCGAGGAGCGAAGGCGAAGACGGAGCCGAAACGGGAGCAGGGAAUUAGAAUUCCAGAGAGAGAGUUCUGAUACUGAAAAAAGUGACAAUCCUGAUACUAAGAUCAACAGCUCUAGAAACAAAACAUUGAAGAAAUGAAUUGACUCCUGAUGUUUCAUUUCUAAUUGCUCACAUCCCUUGGACCAACUGCUUGCUUCUGUUCUAACAGCAUUGACUGUGAAUGGGACUAUCUUUCCUACCCUUUUUUUAUUAUUAUUUUUCUUUUUGAUGUAUGUAUGGUGUUGUUUCAGAGUACUGAAAAGAUGUGUCUGUAGGGUUGGCUUAUCUUCUGUAAAUUUAAUUUUUUACAUGAAGAUGUAUUGAAUUUCCCUGAUUGUUAAAUUUAUUAGUAUGUUAUUGUACACUUAUACAUGGUCUCAGAUAUGUGAUUUAAGGUCUCUCAAA